CUGUCUGUUCACACUCUUUGCGAUACAACAUUGUCUAUUCUGACCAGCUUUUCUUGCCUUUUCUCUUUCAAGAACUUCUUCGACUCUCUCUCUCUCUUCGAAUCACAAUAAAAUCUCUCUUUCUCUCUUGAGCCAUCCAUCUAAAUUCGAAACCCAGAACCAGAAAGUUUCAUCAUAUUUUGAAAAUCAUUACUAGGAAGAAGAAGAAAAAAAUCGAAUAUUUCUGUAACUAGCUUCAAGUUCACCCGUUUUUGGUCCCAUCUCGUGUUGUUUGUUUUGUCUACUUAGAGUUAGUGGUAAAGCAGGGAGGGGAAAAAUAAAGUAACACAACACAACAAAAACAACGGAAGGAGAAAACCCUAAAACCCACCGCCAGUCUUAAAUAGUAGGAACAAGGACCUUUUUUUGGAGUCAAAGUUUCAUUCAUUGGGGUUCCAUUUUCACACUGUCAACUCUCUCUCUCUCUCUCUCUCUCUCUCUCUCUCUCUCUCUCUCUCUCUCACACCACAUUUUUGUAAAAAAUAAAAACCCCAUUUUUGGUCUGAGCAAGAUCAAGUUUGUACACUGAGCUUGGGAGAGAGAAACCGAACUAACCCAAGCUCUGAAAGAAUGGCUAAUCAAAGUCCCAUUUUAAAUCUCAGCAAAACCCAGUUCUUUGUUUUUUGUGUAAGUUUAGCUAAUGUUGUUUUGGUGAGCUCCAAGUCCACAAUCGAGCCCUGUUCCAACUCCGACUCUUGCAACGCCAUGCUCGGCUACACUGUCUACACCGAGCUCAAAGUCUCAGAGGUGGCUUCGCUCUUCCAAGUGGACCCCAUUGCUAUCCUCACCGCCAAUGCCAUCGACAUUUCCUACCCCGACGUUGAGAACCACAUACUCCCAUCUCAGCUCUUCCUCAAAGUCCCCAUUACCUGUUCUUGUGUCGAUGGGAUCCGAAAAUCGGUCUCCACCCAUUACAAGACCCGACCCUCUGAUACUCUCUCGUCGAUUGCUGAUUCAGUUUACUCGGGUUUGGUCUCCGCGGAUCAGAUUAGGGAGGCUAAUUCGAUCUCUGACCCGUCUGUUCUCGAUGUGGGACAGAACCUUGUGGUGCCUCUUCCUUGUACUUGUUUUAAUGGCACUGAUAACUCUUUACCUGCUAUUUACUUGUCUUAUGUGGUCAAGCCUGUGGACUCGCUGACAGCCAUUGCUGCCAAGUAUUCCACCACCAUUACGGACUUGAUGAAUGUUAAUGCUAUGGGAAGUACCUCUAUUAAGGCUGGUGACAUACUUGCGGUUCCAUUGCCUGCUUGUGCCUCAAACUUCCCCAAGGGCGCCUCGGAUUUUGGCUUAAUUGUUCCAAAUGGGAGCUAUGCCAUUUCAGCUAGCCACUGUGUUCAGUGCAGUUGUGGACCAGGAAGUCUCAAUUUGUAUUGCAUGCCUGCUUCAUUAGCGGUUUCAUGUUCGAGUAUGCAAUGUAAAAAUAGUAACCUUAUGGUUGGAAAUUAUACGACGCAGCAGACCAGUGCUGGUUGCAACGUUAGUUCUUGUAAAUAUGGUGGUUUUGUAAAUGGCACCAUUAUCACAACGCUUUCUACUUCUCUUCAGCCUCGUUGUCCAGGUCCACAAAAGUUUCCUCCCCUCAUAGCACCGCCUUCAUCGGUAAUUAGAGAUUCAAUAUUUGCACCGUCACCUUCUCCUCAGUCUGAGGGUGUCGGAGCAUUGACACCAAGGUCUUCGUUAGUGCCAGCAACUGGUUCUCUUCCGGGAUUGGCUCCUAUAGGUGGCCCCAUGGGAAGAUCUUCAGAUGCUUGCUCCUUGGUGAAUCCUUCAACUACUUCUGGAAUUGCAGCCUUUUUAUUUUUCUCUUUCAAGCUCUUAUUUGCCAUCUUGUAAUAGUUUUGCUUAUUAUGAAGGCAAGGUUUUCUCCUGCGUGGUUUGCUUCAUUUCUUUCUUUAGUUUCUUAUUCUGUUGUAUUUAUCUUUUUGCUCUAUUUAUCGCAAACCGUUGAAUUGGAACCUUGGAAAUUGGGGUAUGUAGCAAAAAUAUUGUGGGAUUUUGGAGAUUAGUGUUUUUGGUCUGGUCGGUUCCCUCGUUUUGUAUUUGCAUUGCUUUUAGUGGGAAUUAUCUAAGCACCACCUUUGUAUGACAUUUGCUAAUUUGCUGUUCUCUAUUAAAAUCUUAUUAUUGUAAAA
Messenger RNA from Cannabis sativa, 2171 nucleotides. Its product is annotated as lysM domain-containing GPI-anchored protein 1. The record is from RefSeq and is a predicted model, not a curated record. Bases 610 to 1872 code for a protein of 420 amino acids. NCBI's taxonomy places the organism in Eukaryota, Viridiplantae, Streptophyta, Magnoliopsida, Rosales, Cannabaceae. The transcript has 5 exons.